This is a messenger RNA of Pseudophryne corroboree (corroboree frog), 2746 nucleotides long. It is a transcript of the gene PIGS, whose product is annotated as phosphatidylinositol glycan anchor biosynthesis class S. Bases 73 to 1767 code for a protein of 564 amino acids. Gene Ontology annotation, cellular component: GPI-anchor transamidase complex. The record is from RefSeq and is a predicted model, not a curated record. Gene Ontology annotation, biological process: attachment of GPI anchor to protein. NCBI's taxonomy places the organism in Eukaryota, Metazoa, Chordata, Amphibia, Anura, Myobatrachidae. The transcript is spliced from 12 exons.
CUGGCUAAAUAAUACUCUGUGAUUGGCUGUUGCCCUAGCCAUCCGCAAAGCUGCCGGUGUGUAGACACAAUAAUGGUGGCACCCAUGACAGCAGCCGCCGCGGUGGAGGCCUCCCGCGGCCGGCGUGCCGCCUUCUCCAUUGCCCUCGUCGCUGCUGUGGUUGGGUUACCCCUCUGGUGGAAAACAACAGAGACUUACCGGGCGUCUCUACCGUACUCCGAGAUCAGCCAGCUGGGCCUCCUGCGGUUGCAGCUCACUGUCCCCAUUGAGGUGAUAUUUUCUAGAGGAACUUUGACAGCAGAACAGCAAAGGAGAAUACCUGCCUCAGAUUUGAAUGAGAAAGAGACUGUACUAAACUCUCAUACAAGUUUCAAUUGCCGAUAUGAGUUCAAAUACAGAAGGACAAGCAAUGAGGAGGAUGAGGUUCUGUCACUGCAGAGUCUGUCGGAAGUGGAUAAAGCUCUUCACCAGCUGAACAAAGGCUCACAGGGGUCUCUCUCACUGUAUAUUAUACCAGAAGCUACACACCUUUUCCCCCAGGGGGUCAAUGUCUACAUUGGGAAGCACAGAAGAGUCUUUGUUAAGCUCUCUUUGGAUUCAUCACUUAAUACUGAAGACAUCCGCCGUACCCUGUAUAGUAAAGUGGAGCGUGUUAUUCAAACCAUGUCAUUUACAGAACAAGCUGUCAUAUCGGCACUGUCUGAUAGGAUCUCCAGUCACAGAUUCAAUAAAGAUGACUUUGAGAACAGCAGGAGAGCAUUCAAGUCCAGCCCAGGCUAUGAGAUCACCUUUACCUUGCUAAACCCAGAUCCAAAAUCCCAUUACCUGAACUGGAACAUUAGUUUUUCCUCGGAGCAGUACAUCCAGCCAUUCCUGGACAAGCUGCACCCAGUGGCUAACUUCUCUGUGGACUCCCAGAUCCUGUAUUAUGCCAUACUUGGGGUCAACCCUCGCUAUGAGAGGGAUACUUCCAGCUACACCCUGAAUGCACACAAUUUGCCUCACGUCAUUAACCCUGUAGAGGCAAGACUCGGUUCCAGUGCCGCCUCUCUAUACCCUGUAUUGAAUUUUUUACUGUAUGUCCCGGAAUACUUUCAUUCUCCCCUCUACAUCCAGGACAAAGAUGGCAAAAGAGUGCCUUCCAACGCGUUUCACAGCCCACGCUGGGGGGGUAUCAUGGUAUAUAAUGUGGAUUACGGAAAUUCGGAUGAGUUGGAGUUUCCGGUACGCGUUGAUAUUGAUAUGGUGAAAGUGAUGGAGGUUUUCCUGACACAGCUGCGGCUGCUUUUGGGUAUAUCAAAGGUCUAUGUGCCCAAGAACUACCAACUUGAAAACCCCGGGAACGAAGGACUGACUGACUGGGAGCUGGAUAAACUCCUCUGGCUGAGGACUGUGGAAAACAUUGCUACAGUCACCACCACAUUGACCUCUCUGGCUCAGCUUCUGGAUGAAAUUGGGAACAUAGUGAUUAAUGACAAUGUGGCCUCAGAGGUAUACCACUCUGUGUCCUCUAUUCAGAUUGCACUGUCUGAAUUGGAAGCUGGCAGGCUGGAGAAUGCCUUUAAAGCAAGCAAAGAAGCCAUUACAUCUUCGGAGAAGGCUUUCUUUGACCCCUCACUACUUCACCUUUUGUACUUUCCAGACGAUCAGAAAUUUGCCAUCUAUAUCCCUCUAUUCUUGCCCAUGGCUGUCCCAAUCUUGCUGUCUCUGUUGAAGAUAGCAAAGGAAUACAAGUCAAGUAAAAAGGAACCUGCCAAAACUAACUGAAUAAGCUGCAUUCUCUGUACAAGUCUUCCACUGGAUUCCUCAGGAGAGGAAAGCACUGUUGACUGCAUUUAUUUAUUGAUGUAGUGUGAUAUGGAUGUCUUAAACAUGGCUGAAAACCGCAAUACACAGGCGUGUGGAAAGCUGCGACCUGCCUCUCAUCUGACUUCAGUAUUGGCUGUGUAUCCAAGUCACUACUUUUCUCCAGCAGAAUGCAUUAUUGUUUUUACUUUUUAUGGUAUGAGUGCUGUCACCAGUGAGCACGUUCCUUUUACAGCAGGUGUAUACUGCAUGCCGUUUACCUGUGAGCUUUACGUUGAUUUGAAGGGGAUGAUUUUAUGCUGAUCAAUUAGAUGGGUGUAUCUAACAAACAGAAACUGAAGGAAUAAUAAUGUUUCUGUGUGUUUGGGCUGAAUCCCAGUGCAAAUAGUUUGGAUUUAAAUACAUUUUCUAAAACAGACUUUAAAUUGUAUCUGAAGAGAAAAUGUGAAGGGAUUUUUUUUUUUUGUACACAUAUGGAAAACAUUCAUUUUCUGCUGCUUUCAGUUUUUUGGAUAUUUUAUUAAAGAAGCAUGGUCUGCUGUGGAAAAGAUGAGGAAAUAUAGUACCACAGAGAGGAACCUUGCAUUAAUGGUAACAAAAGGGAUAUUAGUUAUGAGCAUAAUAUUAAACCAGUAUUUAAAAGUACUUGCAUUCCAAACAUUCUUUUAAAUCCAAUGUCAUUUGGCUCCCUUGUUAAACAAGUUGUUGUAUUUGGUAACCCGCAAACUGUAUCUAUGUAUAGUUAUACAUUCCAUCAUUCAGCACUUUGAAAAUAAGAUGUAACUCCAAAAUCUGACUUAUUUAAUUUGAAUAAUAUGGUAUCUUCUUUCUGAAUGUAUUGAAAGACCUUUUAAAAAUCCUUUUUGUAAACAGAACUUUGUCUGUAAUUAGAAAGGACUUAAACUCUGAGCAGAACAGAAUAAAUUGCAUUUUCCGUAAA